CCCCCCGGCUUGUGCCAGUGAGUGUCUUCGCGGACGGCCAGUCGGUGCCGUAUCGUACCGACAACGAGCGUCGAUCUUCAAUUGCGAAACUCAUUCGAGCAAUCCACAAGGCAGAAACCUCAGUCAUGAAAAUCAAAACCAUCAGUCGCAGCGAGGCCGACUACACUCGCGAGCGAAGCCAGGAUAUCUACAAGGUGCAUCGGAACAUCGAUCCCGAGAUCCAUCCGUUCGAGAAGGCCCGAGAAUACACCCGCGCCUUGAAUGCGACCAAGGUCGAGAGGAUGUUUGCCAAGCCGUUCGUGGGUGCGCUAUCGGGCCACAUUGACGGCGUCUACUGCCUUGCCAAGCACCCGACCCACCUCACUACGAUUGUCUCUGGAAGCGCCGACGGAGAAAUCCGACUCUGGUCCCUGUCCAGCCGGGAGACAGUUUGGUCCACCCGCGGACAUGAAGGAUUUGUCCGUGGCCUCACCUGUGUGCCUUUCAGCGACAACUUCAUCUCUGUGGGCGAGGACAAGAUUGUCAAGAUCUGGGACCGCAGUGAAGAGGAGCCUCUGCAAACCUACAUCGCCAAAACUUCAUUCACAGGCGUUGACCAUCAUCGGUCGCAGCCGCUGUUUGCGACAUCCAGCUCCCAAAUCGAUCUAUGGGACCAUUCAAGGUCGCAACCAACCCAAACCUUCAACUGGGGUGCUGAAACCAUCACAUCGAUCAAGUUCAACCAGACCGAGCAGAGCGUGUUUGCGAGCUGCGGCACAGACAGAACGAUAGUUUUGUACGAUAUCCGGACCAACACCCCGCUAAAGAAGAUCAUCAUGGCGAUGCGCACCAACGCAAUCGCCUGGAACCCCAUGGAGGCAUUCAACUUUACUACCGCCAACGAAGACCACAACUGCUACACGUUCGAUAUGCGGAGACUCGAUUCGGCCAUCAAUGUGAUGAAAGAUCAUGUUUCGGCAGUGCUGGAUCUGGACUAUUCCCCGACAGGUCAAGAGAUUGUGACGGGCAGCUACGACAAGUCCAUCCGCAUCUUCAACGCUCAGAGUGGACACAGCCGCGAAAUCUACCACACCAAGCGCAUGCAAAAGAUCUUUUGCGUCAAGUUCAGCAUGGACGCCAGAUUUGUCCUCUCGGGUAGUGACGACGGCAACAUCCGUCUGUGGAAAGCCAAUGCCUCGGAGAAGCUCGCACCGAAAACACCACGCGAAGCCAAUGCGAUCAAGUACCAGAAGGCUAUUAAGGAGCGCUACAAGCACAUGCCUGAGAUCCGCAGAAUCGACAGGCAGCGGCAAGUCCCCAAGGCGGUCAAGAGUGCACGCAAAACCAAGCACGUCAUGGUGCAGUCUCAGGAGAAGAAGGAAGAGAACUUGCGGAAGCACAGCGCUCCCGGUGCUGUUCCGCACGUCGCCGAGCGAAAGAAGAACAUUCUUCGUGUCGAAAAAUAAAGACAGGUCCCUCGGGAGCUUGUAUCGGAUCGAAA
Molecule: messenger RNA, 1480 nt
Organism: Polychytrium aggregatum
Lineage: Eukaryota; Fungi; Chytridiomycota; Chytridiomycetes; Polychytriales
Product: WD40-repeat-containing domain protein
Exons: 12
Coding region: 126-1445 (439 amino acids)
Biological process (GO): maturation of SSU-rRNA from tricistronic rRNA transcript (SSU-rRNA, 5.8S rRNA, LSU-rRNA)
Cellular component (GO): small-subunit processome; nucleolus
Molecular function (GO): protein binding
Source: RefSeq, a predicted model, not a curated record